AUCAACUCCGCCCACUUCGUUUCGGGGUGGUUUUCCCCGGUUCCUAUUUCCACGCGUUUUCCACGAUGGCGUACUGUUAGUGUGCCUAAUAUUUAUAUUUUCCCACUUACGCUGGAAACGGAAUCACAAAUGGAGACAGAAGGUCGGUGACAAAACGUACAAACUGCAGAGUGAUAUUUGCUGCAAUGCUGUUCGUUCGUUGGUUUGUCGGUUUUCUACAAUACCAUUCAACGCCCUUUGUUCGUUACGUUUUGUGAUUCGAUUUUUGUACUUUACGCUUGGUACGGAUAUCACCCUCUGGUUUCGAUGCAAAAAAUAUGAUUUAAUUUCUUAUUCAUGGCCUUAUUCGGUGUUUUGCUUUUGCGUUCGUAUUUACGUGUGUUAGUGUUGUUUUUGUUGCAACAGUAAAGAAGAAGCAAGGCUUGAAAUUUUAAUGUUUUAUUCUGAUUUUGAAUUGCAUUAGAUUUUCCAAGGAAAGCUUGUUCUUGUCACAUUAUUGUGUGACUGAAUAGUGCUGUUCAGCUGUAAAAAAUACGAAAUACAGUUGUUUUCAAUUUUCAAAUAUUUCAUACCUGGAAAUGUGUAUGUGAAGUUAUUGUAUAUGUUAACUAUCUUUGCAGCGAAAAAAAUAUAAAACUUGUUUGUACAGUACCAAUAUCCACAAGCGAAUAAAAACUAUUUCAUUUCAAUUAAAAAAACAAACAAUACCUAAAACAUUAAACAAAUGGAAAGCAUAUUUAUUGUUUUGAAACAAAUUAUUUUCUUGAAAAGUCUAGCAUUCCUGAGGAUAUGGAAAGCCGGAACAGGAAAGUUCUUAAAUUAUACCAUUCUCGACGUCUCGUACAAGAUGUUUGAAUAUGCAUUAACCGUAACCACCCGAGAAUUCACGUCCCAAAACUGCUUCGUGUCUCAAAACGUGAUGAGAUCAAAUAAAAAAAAACGAUACUACUAUCUUCCGCGCACUGUGACUUAGAUUACCAGCUUUUAUUGGCCGAAAUCCACUUAGCUUCGAAAUGUUUCUCCAGUCAUAAUUUCACCCCUCUCCGCUUUCGCUCUCACCUUCUUCCGUAGCUGCUUUUACCACCUCCUGUGGUGGAAAGAAAAAUUAACUUCCCACCGUAAGCGUAAAGCCACGAAGCCCGUGCGUCCCAUCGUGAAGUGCAUUAAAAUGGGCUAAACUGAAUUUUAUUUCAUUUCGGUAAUCAAAAAUGCAUGAUUGUCGAGCGCAUCGUCAUCGGGCCACCGGUGGCGUUCACGCAGCACUCAAAGCAUCUUGUUCUUGGAUGGAUUCCUGUAGCGUUUCAGAAAAAUGGAAUGGUAGCAAAUAUGAAGCGCAAAGUAAAGAAAAGAACCAUAGCCGGUGAAAUGUUUCGCAAUUUACUAAUUCACGACGCGAGAGUGAUGUUUGUGACACUCGUGAGUUUCCACCGCAGUCGCUUCGCGGGCCCGGGAAUAUUAUGCAGGGGGGAAAAUGUUUUGCAUCCUUCCAUCCAGCAGACGAGAACCGGAACGAGAAACGAAACGAAACCAGAAUAAGAAUAUAUACCGGUGAGAAUUGUAGGUAUUGUAGGACUGAAGCCCGACUGACGGCUCGAGAACAGGCAACGUUCAACACACACGCGUGUACCACUCGGUGGAUGCCUUUUGAUAUCGGCCCAGCUUAAUGUCAGUCAUCUCACAUUCCACGGACCGCAGAGCCUAGAAGCAAGGUGGCCCACAUUGCAUGACACGAUAAUUCCUUACGAUGGCAGCUAAAGCAACAGCAGCCGAAGGAAGUGCUUUGGGCAGGAAAAAUGCAAAUUAUACCUCAUAAAAUAUGAUGAUGAUAAAAUUUUAUUUCAUCAAAACGCGCUCCAGUGUGGAAGACACAGCCGAAAACGAGGGAGAUGGGGAAGCCUCGCAAAUAAAAUAAAGAAAAUGGCUUCGUUAUUCAUUUCCACUUUUUACACCAAUACCACACGUACGUAAUGCGGGGCAACAGUAUGAAAUUGUGGUGUGGAAAUUGGAAGUCGUGAAAAACUCCACUCCGCAGAGUUCUUCUUUCAUUUUAAUCCUUCUUAUUUUGCUCACUCCUGGGAUUGGGCUAUGCGGUGGAAAAACCUAAAAAUGGAAACCACAAGUUUUUGCAUGUUAUUUGCUCCAUACCACGUUCCGAAAGCGUCGUGUUCUUAGGGGAGCUGAGAGUGGCGCAAUCAAAUAAGUAGGAUGCAAAGUUAUCAGAUAAAGCAGUCGAUAUGAGUAGUGCCUGCGAGCGUGAGAGGAGUUUUAUUUUUAAAAAAUGAACAUCCCAUAGAGGCACGCUUACAACGGGACGAGAUGUGUGUGUUUGUAUGUGUGGAAGCAUAAAUUAGCAUACCGAUGAGGGCAAUUAUUGCAUUUUGGGGUAGCAAGUUAACCCGCCAUGUAUGUGUACACUUUAAUCAAGGUGCGGCCGUGGUAGAGGAUCCGUUUUUUUUGUACGUUUGUGUGUUUUUGUGUGCCAGUAUGAGUAUGUUUGAAAACAUAAUUUUCAUCCGAUGUCCUCGGCCAGGCAUCCGGCAGCUCGGCCCCGAUAAUUGAAUCCGAACCACUUUACUCAAACGGAUUGCCGGCCUGGCAAACGUGAUUUUCUGUAAUGAAGGUACCCGGCUUAUGGAUUAUGCAUAACGCAGAUUACUUUUUGCAGGCAAAAAGGGAAUCAAUUAUCAGUUAAACAUCAAACGGUCCUCGGUACGAUGAUGUGAUUUGCUAGGCGCUGUGGUAUUCAGUAUGGUAUGAGGUGGCCAAAAGUUUUGGACGAAGGCGAUACAGUAGGGUAUGGUAAUGUUUGGAUAGUUGUAACGAUUAUACACGCUGAUUACGGCUAAUGGAUUGUCAGCUGGAGCGGUGAUGGAAAAUAAGCUUUCAUAAAAGAUGCAACCGUUUCGUGUAAAGAAAUGGAAGUAAAAUGGUAAAGAAUUUCGAAACAAAAAGAUUUUGUACAUGUUUUCAAGUUAUUCGAACACAUAUUAAUCAGUUUGCAAAGCUGGCAAAGAAGUUAGAAAUAAUCUGAUACCAUUACCAACAGAAAGAAUGCAUGAACUGUUAGGAAUAUUAUAAAUGAUGUUGAUAGAAACAGAGAAUCAUUCUUAAAAAAAUGAUAAGGGGUUGAGAGAUGGUAGGGAUCUUCUUGUUCUUGACUUAACGACCUUACAGGUCAUGCCGGCCAUUUCUGGCUUACUAGACUUAUUUUUACUACGUAGUCAGAUAUUUAAUCCUUGCUACGGGGGACGGCUCGGUUAGGAUUUGAUACCUGUUCCUGUCUUGUGGGGCUGGAGCCGUUCACCCCCAAAAUGUUACAAUUGUAAUAUGUCACUAUCUUCGACGGAACUAUAUUGAAUGUUUCCGUUAUGUAUUAAAAACGCGUUUAAGUUCAUCAUUUUUCCUUGCAUCUCUGGUGUUAAACCACAAUCCGAUUGUGAAACGUAAGGAGGCGCUACGUUUUUGUGGUCCUCACUGUGCCUCGGCAUUCGCUAUCAACGUUGAACUGGCAUCCGAUAGGCGGCUCUUAGGGUCCGGGCGGUUGAGGAGAACGAAUAAUAAGAAAAGUUGGUAGAACAAAUCCCAACAAUUGGUGACCCCGCCAUGAUUACGUGUGUAAUGUAAUACCGUGUUUUAACGAAUAUCGAAAGUGGUUCAAGUUACUGCAAGUGGUGCAAGUGUUUAAAAAGUGCUUUUUAAUGUGAAACAGUGAGCAAAACAGAGAGAAAAAUGCAUAUCCCCAAACCGAGUAAUAAUCACCCGCUAAUACUGCACCACUAGACCUUGAACUUGACCAACAAAUGCCGCUAAAACAACAACAAAAAACAUUACCCCACUGCCAGCGAUAAUGGAAUAACAUUAAUUGCUUCAUAUCACACGCGUCUUGGAAUCGCUUACAAUGGAAAGAAUUGCACUAAACAAGAUUUAAUGUGCAACGACAACGGAAGAGAUACGAUCCAAGCUGCAGCGCAUCGAUAAGUUACGUUGGCUUAUGCAUCAUCUUAUCGGUGUACGACCCUUAGCUGUGCCAUAAGAGAUCAGAAUGAAUAAUUUGGAAGUUAAAGUAGAAAGAAAACAAAUUUUUCCAGACAACAUAAUCCUAUCAUGUUGAUAGAAGUGAGCUAUCUAUUGACGGUCAAACCGUGAAAGAUGUGUAAAAAAACUAUGGCUUCAAAUUUCAAACACGGCCACGUUCCUAUCUGUUUUCGAAGCAACGACCGAGAGUAACAGUUCCCAGGCAACUUGAUGCUUUAGCUACACGUCAUCAUCGAUAAGACGCAUCCUUUAAUGAGUUCCCUAAAGUGCCGGUUGGACAGCAGCCGGUAUGAUAAGAAACCAUAACCGAAUGUUGGGCGCGUUACUGAUAAUAGUAAUUUCGGUACGCUACCGCAGAGAAUCGAAAAACAGCGUAUAUAACGUAUUGUAACGAUUUUCGAAGAAGGUAACGUGUUGGAGCGGUCAGCGAGCGGUAUAAAAGUAUGCACUCGACGCCGGUUGAUGUUUCAUUCGAUCGUAGCAACCGUUGGAAGGCAGUACAAUCUACCACGAAUCCAUUACCGAAGAAAAUGGCCUCGUACAAAGUUGAGCAGUUGCCGUCACCGUUGUCCGUGCUUGGAGAAGGACCUCAUUGGGACGUGGAACGGCAGAGUUUGUACUACAAUGAUAUCUACGGAGGAUCGAUUCAUCGAUACGAUUAUGCUGAGAAUAAGACCUACAACGCAACUAUCGAUGGUUUCCCAGUAAUCUCGUUUAUCGUCCCUGUCAAGGGUAACGAUCGACACUUCAUCAUCGGCACAGAUCGGAAAGUGACACUUGUGGACUGGGAUGGACGUUCGGAGAAGGCAACCUUUGUCCGUACGGUUGGCGAAGUUGAAUCGACCAUGAAGGAUAACCGAUUCAAUGAUGCGAAGGUGGACAGCAAGGGUCGCUUCUAUGGAGGUACGAUGCGUCUCGAGGCUAAGGGUGACAUCUUUGAGAUGCGCCUCGGUACAUUCUAUCGGUUCGACGCUAAGCGAGGCGAUUUUGUGACGUUGAAGAAGCAAAUCGGUGUCUCGAAUGGAUUAUGUUGGAAUGAGGCCGGAAACUUGUUCUACUAUAUCGAUUCCUGUGAUCUGGACGUAAAAGAGUACCGGGUGGAUGAAAAUGGAGAUCUUUCCGGUGAACGCGUUGUUAUUGACUUCCGUGUUAAUGGCGAGAAACCUUCGUUCGUACCGGACGGUAUGACCAUCGAUGCGAACGGUUCACUGUACGUUGCUACCUUUGGUGGAUCCACCGUUUACAAGGUGAACUCAAAAACGGGCAAGGUUGAGCUGGAGAUCAAGCUGCCUUGCGAACAGGUUACUUCAGCUGCAUUCGGAGGACCUAACUUGGACAUCCUGUAUGUGACCACGGCAGCAAAGGAGUUUAAAACACCACAACCAGCUCCGGCAGGUGCAUUGUUUGCUGUGACUGGACUUGGUGUGAAAGGAACUCCAAUGUAUUCGGUUGAUCUUAGCUAGAAAACUGAUUAACUGAUUGUUGGGUGUAUCGCCUACCAAGUAGCUGCUGGGGUUCUUUACCUCUAAAGAACAUAGUUACAAAUAAAAUAAUUCUUCUGUACCAUUUGAAUAAACCUUAAUAUGAGAAAACAACGUCUCAUCAAGAUG
Messenger RNA from Anopheles funestus (African malaria mosquito), 5645 nucleotides. RefSeq names its product regucalcin-like. Gene Ontology annotation, molecular function: calcium ion binding; gluconolactonase activity. Gene Ontology annotation, biological process: L-ascorbic acid biosynthetic process. NCBI's taxonomy places the organism in Eukaryota, Metazoa, Arthropoda, Insecta, Diptera, Culicidae. Bases 4479 to 5498 code for a protein of 339 amino acids. The record is from RefSeq and is a predicted model, not a curated record. The transcript has 5 exons.